AAUUAAUUAUACAUGUUGUGUGUUGAAGAUCACUUCAUGUAUAAGUUUAUGUAUUUUUAAUAAACUGAAUCAGUAAACAACAACUGAUAUCACACGAGUUUCAUUAUCAUUACAUAUUAUGACAGAAGGAAAAAAAUUAUUAAUAGUUUUUAUUAUUUUACGUUUUACAGCUGGUGGUAGCAUCAGGCUUUAAGUGCUUGAACUUUAAGGCGAAAAGAUUCUCAACAUCGAUCGACUGCAACAAUUUCAUCAGCCCAGUAUGGGCAUAUCAGAAGAGACAAAGCUUGAGGAGAUACCUCACGACGGCAGAUCGCCACAUGACAAUAGAGCUGGUGGAGUUACACAGAUUGGUGGUCACAGUCCCAUGUCGGAUCAUAGCGAUGUUGAUUUAGAUAAUGAGUAUCCACAGAAGAGGAAACAGCGACGAUAUCGAACCACAUUUACGAGCUUUCAGUUAGAAGAACUUGAAAAGGCAUUCUCAAGAACUCAUUAUCCAGAUGUGUUUACUCGAGAGGAACUGGCUAUGAAAAUCGGAUUGACUGAAGCACGAAUUCAGGUCUGGUAUCAAAAUCGACGUGCAAAGUGGAGGAAGCAGGAGAAAGUCGGCCCAACUGGUCACCCUUACAAUCCUUAUUUACCAACUGGAGGAACUCCCGUCCCAUCAGCUUCGGUUGUUUCGUCAUUGCCUCCAAAUCCUUUUACCCAUUUGGGAUUUAAUCUUAGAAAGCAAUUUGAUGCUGCAAGUUUAGCUGCCUUUCGUUAUCCGCAGCUGACAGGCAAUCCAAUGAUUCCAUCUGCUUAUUUCAAUCAAUUUCAUCGUGCACCACCCCCGCCUUUGCUUCAUCCUAGUGUUGGAAGUUUAUAUUCUCCAACAGCAAGUGCAUCGUUCCAAACACUUUUGGCAAAUAUUUCAGCUGCUCAACGACCACCUCAUUUACCUCCAAUACCAACAAAAUCUCCUUCGGAAUAUUUGUCAGCACCAGUGGGUUCAACUUUAUCAGUGUCACCACCAAUCUCUCCAACAGAUUCUAAUAAAUCAUCGACUUCAGCUCCAAUGACACCGAUCAAUGUUUCAUCUCCUGUUUCGCUCAGCAAUUCAUCCCAAACGCCUGGAAAUUCCACUCCACCGCCAGAAGACCGUAGAAGCUCAUCAAUCGCUGCUCUUCGCCUUAAAGCUCGUGAACACGAAUUGCGACUUGAAAUGAUGCGGCAAAAUGGACACGAUGUCAUGAGUAAUUAAUUGUAAGCUUAUAAAUUUGCUUACUUCAUUUCGCAAUGCACUUUCUUAUGUGUCCUAAAACUUUGUGCAUUAAAUAAAAUUCUGAAUUUACCGCAAAUGCCUUAAAAUGUGAAGUGCUCUUAUUUAAAUAAAUUUAAACCGUCCUACAUUCAUAAACGCAUGCAAAUUUGGGCGACGACCGAUGAAAGUAUUUGACUAGGUAGUGAAUUUAAGGUCGCAGCCCGGGCACUGUUUGUAAUAUUUUUAAGUUAUUAUUAAACUAGAAUUUAAUUAAUUUCUUGCACAAAUUAUAAACAUUUAAGAACUAAAAUUUUAAAGCAAAGCAUUUAAU
Molecule: messenger RNA, 1571 nt
Organism: Clunio marinus
Lineage: Eukaryota; Metazoa; Arthropoda; Insecta; Diptera; Chironomidae
Source: the annotation of a GenBank genome assembly